Molecule: messenger RNA, 3561 nt
Organism: Neopelma chrysocephalum (saffron-crested tyrant-manakin)
Lineage: Eukaryota; Metazoa; Chordata; Aves; Passeriformes; Pipridae
Gene: ERBB3
Product: erb-b2 receptor tyrosine kinase 3
Exons: 23
Coding region: 139-3396 (1085 amino acids)
Biological process (GO): nervous system development; positive regulation of cell population proliferation; cell surface receptor protein tyrosine kinase signaling pathway
Cellular component (GO): basal plasma membrane; signaling receptor complex
Molecular function (GO): ATP binding; neuregulin binding; protein tyrosine kinase activity
Source: RefSeq, a predicted model, not a curated record
CGGGCGCUGCUGCUGCUGCUCCUGGCGCUGCUGCUCCGCGCUCCCGCGCCGGGCUCCGCGCAGGCAGUGUGCGCGGGGACCCUGAACGGGCUGAGCGUGACGGGGGACGCGCAGCACCAGUACCAGACCCUGCACAAGAUGUACAACAACUGCGAGAUCGUGAUGGGCAACCUGGAGAUCGUCCUCAUCGACCACGCACAGGACCUGUCCUUCCUGCAGACCAUCCGGGAGGUGACGGGCUACAUCCUGAUCGCCAUGAACGUCUUCGCGUCGCUGCCGCUGCAGAACCUGCGCGUCAUCCGCGGGACCCAGUUCUACGAGGAGAAGUUCGCCCUCUUCGUCCUCCUCAACUACAACCCCAACGCCACCCACGCCCUGCGCCACCUCGGCCUCAACCAGCUCACAGAGAUCCUGGCUGGCGGCGUCUACAUCGAGAAGAACGCGCAGCUCUGCCACGUGGACACGGUGGAGUGGAGGGACAUCAUGCGGGACCCCCGCCAGGAGCCCAUCGUCAGGGACAACGGCAAGGCCUGUGCCCCGUGCCACGAGAGCUGCGGCGGGCACUGCUGGGGGCCCGGCCCCGAGGAUUGCCAGAAACUGACCAAGACCAUCUGUGCCCCCCAGUGCAACGGGCGCUGCUUCGGGCGGGCGCCCAACGAGUGCUGCCACGAGGAGUGUGCGGGGGGCUGCACCGGCCCCCUCCGCACCCACUGCUUCGCCUGCCGGCACUUCAACGACAGCGGGGAGUGCGUCCCCCUCUGCCCCCAGCCCCUCAUCUACAACAAGCUGACCUUCCAGCUGGAGCCCAAUCCCGACACCAAGUACCAGUACGGGGGCGUCUGUGUCCGGGAGUGCCCCCACAACUUCGUGGUGGACCAGAGCUCCUGCGUCCGCGCCUGCCCCAACGACAAGAUGGAGGUGGAGAAGAACGGGCUGAAGAUGUGCGAGCCCUGCGGGGGGCUGUGCCCCAAGGCCUGCGAGGGCACCGGCGCCGGCAGCAAGUACCAGACCGUGGACUCCAGCAACAUCGACACCUUCGUCAACUGCACCAAGAUCCUGGGCAACCUGGACUUCCUCAUCACGGGCCUGGAGGGGGAUCCCUGGCGCAACAUCUCCGCCCUGGACCCCGAGAAGCUGAACGUGUUCCGGACGGUGCGGGAGAUCACGGGGUACCUGAACAUCCAGUCCUGGCCCAAGCACAUGCAGAACUUCAGCGUCUUCUCCAACCUGGAGACCAUUGGCGGGCGGAGCCUCUACAACCGGGGCUUCUCCCUGCUGAUCAUGAAGAACGAGAACGUGACGUCCCUGGGGCUGCGCUCGCUGCGGGAGGUGAGCGCGGGCCGCGUGUACAUCACCGAGAACCGGCGGCUCUGCUUCCUGCACACCGUGCACUGGGCGGCCCUGAGCCGCUCCCGCGCCGACCUCGACAUCCGCAACAACAGACCCCGCAGCAAGUGCCAGCAAGAGGGGAAGGUGUGUGACCCGCUGUGCUCGGCCGAGGGCUGCUGGGGGCCCGGCCCCGGGCAGUGCCUGUCCUGCCGCCACUACAGCCGGCGCGGGGUCUGCGUGCCCACCUGCCGCUUCACCCACGGGGAGACGCGGGAGUUCUCCCAGGACGGCGAGUGCUUCGAGUGCCACCCCGAGUGCGAGCGCAUCGAGGGCGGCGUCACCUGCAACGGCUCGGGCGCCGACACCUGCACCCGCUGUGCCCACUAUCGCGACGGGCCCCACUGCGUGGAGAGAUGCCCCGACGGCGUCCUGGGCGAGCGCGGCCCCAUCUACAAGUUCCCCGACGGCAGCCGCGAGUGCCGGCCCUGCCACGAGAACUGCACCCGCGGGUGCCUGGGGCCGCUGCUGCGGGACUGCCUGGGGGACGCCCUGCCCGUGUCCAGAAAGGCGCCGACGCUGAUCGCGGUGAUGGUGGUCGGGGGGCUCUUCCUCUCCUGCUCCAUCGUCCUCCUCGCGCUGCUCUACUGGCGAGGGAAGAAGAUCCAGAAGAAACGGGCGAUGCGGCGCUACCUGGAGAGGGGAGAGAGCCUGGAGCCGCUGGAUCCCAGUGAAAAGGCCAACAAGGUGCUGGCCCGGAUCUUCAAGGAGACGGAGCUGAAGCGGCUGAAGGUUCUGGGCUCCGGCGUCUUCGGCACCGUGCACAAGGGCAUCUGGAUCCCAGAUGGGGACUCCAUCAAGAUCCCGGUGAGCAUCAAGGUGAUCCAGGACUGGAGUGGGCAGCAGUCCUUCCACGCCGUCACCGACCACAUGCUGGCCAUCGGCAGCCUGGACCACUCGUACAUCGUGCGGCUGCUGGGGAUCUGCCCGGGGCCGCAGCUCCAGCUGGUGACGCAGCUCCUGCCCCUGGGCUCCGUGCUCGAGUACGUGCGCAAGAACCGCGACUCCAUCAGCCCCCAGCUGCUGCUCAACUGGUGCGUCCAGGUGGCCAAGGGCAUGUACUACCUGGAGGAGCACCGCAUGGUCCACCGCAACCUGGCCGCCCGCAACGUGCUGCUCAAGUCCCCCAGCCAGGUGCAGGUGGCCGAUUUCGGCAUCGCCGACCUGCUCUACCCCGACGACAAGAAGUAUUUCUACAACGAGGUCAAGGGCGGGGGGUCGCGGCCGCUGCGGCGCAGCCGUCAGGAGUCCCUGGGCCGGACGGUGUCGGAGUCGUCGGAGGGUCGCGGCACCGCCUCGGAGCUGGACCUGGGCGAGGGCGGGUCCCUGUCCGGGAGCCUCUGCCGCAGCCUCCGCUCGCGGGGGGACAGCGCGUACCUUUCCCAGCGGGAGAGCUUCCCCCCCCCGCCCCCCAGCUCCGAGGGCAGCGAGGAGGACCCCAAUGGAUACGUGACCCCCAACUGCGCCCAGCGGGAUCCAGACCCCGCCGGGGGCUCGCUGCCGGAGCCGGAGGAGGAGGAGUACGAGUACAUGAACCGCCGGCCCGGGGGCGCCCCGGGAGCCCCCCAACCCCGGCCGGCCUCGCUGGAGGAGCUGGGCUACGAGUACAUGGAGGUGGGCUCGGAGCCGGGGGGGCCCCCGGGAGCCCCCCCGGGCCGGGGCGGGCAGGACGAGGAGGACUAUGAGUACAUGAACAAGCAGCCGCGGCUGAGCCGCUCGCUGGGCAGCGUGUCCGGGGCGCCGGGACCCCGCCCCGAGGGCAGCACCCCCCGCCACGACGGCUACACCGACAUGCGGCCCGGGGAGACCCCCGCGCCCCCCGGCCCGGAGGAGGAGCAGGGCUACGAGGAGAUGGAAGCCGUGGUGACCCCGCGCUGCCCCGGCUGCCGCGGGACCCCCGCCCCCGGCAUGAAGCCCCUGCGCAGCCUGGAGGCCUCGGACUGUGCCUUCGACAACCCCGACUAUUGGCACAGCCGCCUCUUCGCCAAGGCCGAUGCCCAGCGGACGUAGGGGACCCCCCCCGGCCGCCCCCCGGGCCCCCCCCCGGGGCCACUCACACUGGAUAUGAAGGAUCCCCCCGGGGGGAGGAACCCCGGCGGGAGGUGGGCGGGACCGGGGGGGGGUCUCAGCCCGGUCCGGGGGGCUCCUGCUCCCCCCCACCCUUUGCAGGGUCUU